UAAACGUCGUCAAACAAAUGACAAGAAAUGACUCUUUUUUUCUUUUAAAAGUAAACAAUAUUAAUUAUUCUUGUGUUACAUAGUUUGUGCAGACCAAUUGGAUAAUAUUGAAUAUGUCUUCAGAACGUAAGACAAGGAAACGAAAACAGUCCGUUAUAGAGGAACGAUCAAACACACAAAAUGUUCAUAAAAGUCCGAAAACAAAUCCAACUAACAAUAUAACACUGACGAAAGAAAUGAGAAAAUUAAGACAAAUCAAAGCUAAGAAGGUAAUUGGUGAAGAGUGGAAAACCAAGGAGACCAUUAAAUCUACUGAUAAACAAAAAAGUGGGACAGUGAGGAAAAAUAAACAAAAUGAAAAUCAGAAUAAAUUGCCACGACUUUCAACAGUGGUUUUGAAACAAGCGUCUCCAAACAAAAAAUCAAGAAAUGUUAAGCAAACUAUUAAACGGAAAAUUACGAAAGUAAAAAAAGAUGAAUCAACGUCAAGAAUAGGCUUACUAACUGUAAAUGCUACCCAACAAAAAAAACAAGCAAAGGGGAUUAAAUCUUGGUUAGAGCAGGCACCUAAAACUCGUAAUGCAAACAAAUCAACAAAAACUCUGGAAAAUUCAGCUAUAUAUUCAAACAAAAUUGGUAAUUUAAAUGCAGAAAAAGAUGCCACUGAAAAAGCUGAUGAUAUUUAUGAAUUUACUUACGAUCCUAAAGAAGAGCCACCACCAUUAAAAAAGAAAAAAACUGUCCGAAAGAAACCUAUUAAGCCCAAACCACCAAAAGCAUAUUUUUACAAUAACAACUAUGACAAAAAUGUGUCUAAAGCUUUGUGUACCUUAAAACGUGUGAUUGCAUCAAAAUCAAAGCAAAAUAAUGAACAAAGACACAUUACAGACAAUGAACAAACAGCAAAUAAUGAAGCAUGCAGGAAAAGUAUAGAAAAUACAAAUACUGUUCAUCCUUCACCACAAACAAAACAGCAAAUAACUAAUCUUCUGAACAACAAUUGUCAAAAAAAUAUGAAUAAAAAUCAACCUGAAGUUACUACUUUGGGUAAUACAAUCACAAAUAAGUCUGUUAGUAAUCAAAUUAAUACACCAGCACUUACAAACUAUAAUUCAAUGAGAAUUGAGGAUAUAGCAGCUGAUUUUGAGAUGAGCGAUGGUCACAAUGACUUAAAUUACUCUCCAGUCUAUUCUCCUGAGCAUCAAAAAAGUCCCAAUCAAAGAGAAUCAGGAAAUAGUGACAAUAAUUGCUUACCUACAGUAAACAGUAGGGAUCCCUUAAAUCUUCAAGAGGAAUUGAGUUUUUUUGAUGAUCAGCCAGUAGCUAACAGCAGCAUGAUAAAGUCCAUUAGAAAUCCUGCUCCAAGCCCAAGGGAUCCACUAGCAAGUCCAUGGAGAGUAGAAUUUGGAUGCUUACCAAUAAAAUGGCAAAUUAAUACAUAUAUAAAACCAAACAUGACUCCAGCUGUGGAAAGCUCAUUUAUAGCUGAAAAUACAAAACAACAUGUUUACACCAAUAUAGUACCUCAAUCAAAUGAGAGCUUACCUCAGAUCUUUGAUAAAAAUACAAGUGCUAUGAAGCAGCCUAGCAUUAUAUCCUUUAUAAAAGAGAUGGCAGAAAAGAGUGCCAAAAAGAAACGUGGAAGAUCUGUGUCUCCAACAAAAGCAAACAGUCUGUUUGAAGAAACCAUAAAUUCACAUACAAAUAUGUGCACUAGCGUCAACCUUAAUGCUGUAACGCCAACCAAAAAUACCGAGAUAAAUGUACAAAGUACACCACAAAGUAUAGAGGUUGUCGCAUCACCAUUAAAAACCAUAACAAAUUUGAGUAAUAAAGAAAACAGUAAUAGGAAUAAGGAGAAGGAAAAUAAACUGAAAGGAAAAUCAUCAAGAAAGCAAAAUAAAGAUAAAGAUAGAACAUAUUUUGGGUUUGAUGACACAGAUGAACAGGACCAAGAAAAUGUGUCUCCCAUUAAAGUAAUUCAAAAUAAUAGAGUGACAGCUUUACGUCCAAGAUCUAGGGCCGUUCUUCAAGACAUCAAUUGUAUAAGAGGUACACUGAGAGCUGCAUUGCAUGCUAAAUCCAACACCAUAGCUAGCUCUGAUGCAGUGAAGAGAAGAAAUGCAGAAGAGUUGAAAUCAGCAGAAGAAGCUCCUGUGUUUUCAGAAAAGGGCAUUGUAGAGAAUCCUCAGACUGUUGUGGAAGCAACUGAUGGUGGCAAUGAUGAUAAUGAAUCAGUACACUUAUUUGAAGAUUUUGAUGUUGUUCAUCAUCUGAAGCCACAACGAAAAAGCUAUGGGAAACCCAAGAAAGUAAUGUUUUCUCGGACUUCUGUGUCUGGAGUUGACAAUGAACAUAGUGAUGAAGAAUAUGCCGAAAAUUAUGAAGAUGAUCUGGCUGAUUUGAACUUCUCUAUGGCAAUUAUUGAAGAAAAGAAAUCUAAAAAGAAGAAAAUUAAAAAACUUAGAUCCAGGAAAGAGGAAAAGGAAGCGGAUGAAUGGGCAGCCGCCUUUAAUUCUAUGUGUGAAGACGUUGAUCAAUUCCCAUUGGUCGUCGAAUAAAUACUUAUAUGAUGUUUAUAAACCAUGACAUAUAGAUAUAAAAUAUUUAAAAUUAUGUACUAAUAAAUAGAAAUUAAGAUAUAUUUAAGAAACAAUUUUGUUUCAUCUAAAGUAAUGCUAUAAUUUUAAAUCUGGGAUUUUAAAAUUUUAA
Bombyx mandarina (wild silkworm) is the source of this 2712-nucleotide messenger RNA. RefSeq names its product dalmatian (gene dmt). NCBI's taxonomy places the organism in Eukaryota, Metazoa, Arthropoda, Insecta, Lepidoptera, Bombycidae. The record is from RefSeq and is a predicted model, not a curated record.